Molecule: messenger RNA, 939 nt
Organism: Rhagoletis zephyria (snowberry fruit fly)
Lineage: Eukaryota; Metazoa; Arthropoda; Insecta; Diptera; Tephritidae
Product: protein virilizer-like
Biological process (GO): mRNA modification
Cellular component (GO): RNA N6-methyladenosine methyltransferase complex
Molecular function (GO): RNA binding
Source: RefSeq, a predicted model, not a curated record
UAUUGGUUGUCAAAUUUUUGCAGAAAGCCUAUUUGGCUGAUGCUGGUGGAAAAUAGUGAUUUUUCUUCAUUUUAUAAUAUUUUAUUCAUUUUAUUUUGCCCUAGAAACCAGUACAUAGUGUAUUAGAAGCUGAAUUUCUUCAGUUAAGUGUAAAAUGGUGGAAACUGACGAUGCAGCGGAGCUUCUUUUCUUUGACACCUUUUCACAUGAAGUGGACACGGACAUCAAUCUCGAUCUUGUGCAGUUUCCAAAGCCAGUGUAUAUCACUCAAGUGCGCAUAAUACCAUUGGGAGCACGCGUGCAAGCCGACUUUCCCGGCGGUGUGCGCCUCGGUGCCACCAAUCCCUCAAAAUUUGAUAUUGAAUUUUUCGUCAAUGAUUUGGGCAUGCCGGGUGCCUCCACAUUUGAAAAUUUAGGUCAAUUAAAGUAUAAUCAAAACGAUUGCAUUCAUCUAGAAUGUACACAAGAGAAAAUACCCACUGAUGGUUUGGUAUUACGUGGCUGGUAUAGCACAAUUACUUUGGCAGUGUAUGGUAUACUAACCAAUUCGAUGACUGAACCAAUUGCAAGCCCACCACCGCUACCUUGCGAACCAGCUGGUCCUGAAGAGAUUUGCAAUUUAAGUGGCAGUGGUGAAACGCGUGAACCAAGCUUGCUGGAGGAGACAAGCAAAGACGAAUGGAAGGAACCUUUACCGAGUGAGGUGCCAUCUGUACAUAAAGCGAAUCUUAGCGAUUUUGAGCGGGAUGAGUUGGAGUAUGCCGGUGGGCGGAAUGACCACUACCAACAAUCCGGAGAUGAACGUGAACGUGGCAUGCGAAAGACUUCGCAUUCUUCGGAGCGCUCUUUACCUUCGCGUAAUCGCACGCACUCGGAGAGUAAUGAAAGAGAAUAUUUGCGGUAGGUUAGAGAAUAGUCAACAUUAUUUUGAGAUAUCAA